AGCGACUAACUGCUGCUGCUGGAGAAAUAUUCACCGAGUUUCAACAAACUAUCGUCCAGUUCGAGGAGGAGAUUUAUCGACAGAGAAAACAUCUGGAAAUCAACUGGAAAUCUCAAGUCAGCUUCCACAGAACAGAGAGUCCACAGCAACACAAUGGUAACCAGCAGACGAGCUCCAACCACUCUGUGAGAGACUUGACCACCCAGAGACUAACUGCUGCUGCUGAGGAAAUAUUCACCCUGUUUCAACCAACUGUGGUUCAGUACGAGGAGGAGAUUGGUCGUCAACGCAGGAUGCUGGAAAUCAACUGGAAUCCUCAAAUGGAGUCACACAGAACAGAGCUCCAACAGGACCAUGACUGCAGAGAGGAGCAGCUCUUUGAACAGGAAACAAACUACUGUCUAGAACAGGACGAACCAGAACCUCCACAGAUAAAAGAAGAAGUAACAGAACCUCCGCACAUCAAAGAAGAAGACGAAGAAUUAGAACUUUCACAGAUCAAACAAGAAGAACCAGAACCUCCACAGAUUAAAGAAGAAGAAGAAGAACCAGGACUUUAUCAGUUUAAGGAGGAGCAGGAGGAACCAGAAUCUUCACAGAUUGAGGAACACGAGGAACUCAGUACCAGCCAGAAGGGAGAACGAUUUAUUCUGAAGUUUGAAAUUGAAACCUUUCAGGUUCCUUCUGUUGAGGAUCAGAGUGACCUGAGCGAAGCAGAAGUUUCAGUGAAGCAGUUUCAUAGAAACAGUGUGAACAACUUUCAUGUUUCAGAGAAGCAGGCUGAAUGUGAAAAGCUUGUUUUUGAAGAAAUGUAUGAGAAAACUGACCUUGAAAAACAUCAAUUAUGUCAGAAGAUCAGAAUGGUCACUGAUAGGAAGAUACUUUGUGAAACAUGUGGCAAAAGUUUCAGUCGACCGAGUCAUUUGUUGGUUCACAAGAGAAGCCACACAGGUGAGAAGCCAUAUUCUUGUGAAACAUGUGGGAAAAGUUUCAGUCGACAGAAUUCUUUAAAGGUUCACAUGAGAAGUCACACAGGUGAGAAGCUUCAUUCUUGUGAAACAUGUGGAAAAAGUUUCGGUCGACGGAGUGAUCUGUUGCGACACAUGAAACUUCACACAGGUGAGAAGCCUCAUUCUUGUGAAACCUGUGGCAAAAGAUUCAGUGAACAGAGUUAUUUGUUGCGACACAUGAAAAUUCACACAGGUGAGAUGUCUCGUUCUUGUGAAACAUGCGGCAAAAGUUUCAGUCGGCAGAGUUCUUUGUUGCGACACAUGAGAAGUCACACAGGUGAGAAGCCUCAUUCUUGUGAAACAUGUGGCAAAAGUUUCAGUCAACACAGUGAUGUGUUGCGACACAUGAGCAGUCACACAGGCGAGAAGCCUCAUUCUUGUGAAACAUGUGGCAAAAGUUUCAGUCAACAGAGUCAUUUGUUGACCCACAAGAGAACUCACACAGGUGAGAAGCCUCAUUUUUAUGAAACAUGUGGCAAAAGUUUUAGUGAACAGAGUCAUUCAUUGCGACACAUGAAAAUUCACACAGGUGAGAAGCCUCAUUCUUGUGAAACAUGUGGCAAAAGUUUCAGUCGACAGAGUUCUUUGUUGCGACACAUGAGCAGUCACACAGGUGAGAAGCCUUAUUCUUGUGAAACGUGGCAACAGUUUCAGUCGACAGAGUCAUUUGUUGCGACACAUGAGCAGUCACACAGGUGAGAAGCCUCAUUCUUGUGGAACAUGUGGCAAAUUUUUCAGUCGACAGACUCAUUUGUUGCGACACAUGAGCAGUUACACAGGUGAGAAGCCUCAUUUUUGUGAAACGUGGCAAAAGUUUCAGUCGACAGAGUCAUUUGCU
Messenger RNA from Salarias fasciatus (jewelled blenny), 1848 nucleotides. Its product is annotated as zinc finger protein OZF-like. Gene Ontology annotation, biological process: regulation of transcription by RNA polymerase II. Bases 294 to 1709 code for a protein of 471 amino acids. Gene Ontology annotation, molecular function: DNA-binding transcription repressor activity, RNA polymerase II-specific; RNA polymerase II cis-regulatory region sequence-specific DNA binding. Lineage: Eukaryota; Metazoa; Chordata; Actinopteri; Blenniiformes; Blenniidae. Gene Ontology annotation, cellular component: nucleoplasm. The transcript is spliced from 3 exons. The record is from RefSeq and is a predicted model, not a curated record.